UCGCUGCUCGAGUGCGCGGGGCGGAAGCGCCUCGGUGCGGAGGUGUUUACGGCCGCUGGUCGCGGGCAGGGCCAGGCCGGGUCGGGCCGGCGGCGAGAGCGGCGCAGAGGCCGCCCCCGCGCCGAUGUGCCCGCAGCCUCCCAUGGAGGUGAUGGAGGGGCCGCUCAACCUGGCUCAUCAGCAAAGCCGAAAAGCUGACCGCUUGGUGGCAGCAGGGAAAUACGAAGAAGCCAUUGCUUGUCACAAAAAGGCAUCUGCUUAUCUUUUGGAGGCCAUGAAGCUGACACAAUCGGAUCAGGCCCAGUUAUCAUUGGAAUUACAAAGGGAUAGUCACCUGAAACAGAUACUGCUAAUCCAAGAGCGAUGGAAGAGAGCAAAGAGGGAGGAGAGGAUAAAGACGCAACAAGCUGCUGACAAGGAUAGUGCAUCAUAUCUGCACGCUUCCUAUAAGCCAACGGUUGAGGAAUCUGAUGAUCAAAACGUGUCAACUCCCAGUAGCCUAAAAUACAACCCCUCUCCAGAGAAGGAUUCGCAGGCAAUUCCUGGCCUCUUUGAUAGGGAGCCAGAUACACUACUGUUUCUGCUCCAGACCAGAAAGAAACCAGCAGAAGUCCGUGUUGGAAGCAAAACUCCAAAGGAUGACAAGACAAAAAUUGAGGAACAGGCCACCAAAAUUGCUGAUCUAGAACGUCACGUGGAAGUUCUCUUAGCCGAAAACGAGAGAUUAAGGCGAGAGAACAAGCAGCUCAAAGCAGAGCGAGCCAGGCUGCUCAGGUCUCCCCUGGAGAAGGAGCUGGAUGUCGAUGCUGACUUUGUUGAGAAGUCAGAAUUGUGGGGCCUGCCGCAACAUACUGAAGCUGCUGCAACAUCAGCCUCCACCUGGCAGAAAUUUACAACCAACACAGGGAAGGCCAAGGACAUUCCAAUACCCAGCCUUCCCCCACUGGACAUUCCAUCCCCUGAGCUCCCCCUCUUGGAGCUCUCAGAGGAUAUUCUGAAGGGACUCAUGAACAGCUAAGUGGAGACCAUAACUCACCUGUAGCUCAGCAAAGUCCAAAAAAAAGGGAAAGCCUCUGCCACGGGCCGAAAUAGUAACUACCGCCCUAACAAGUGAGAAAAUCUCAUGUCACUGGAAAAAGAACCCAUGUCAUUGGAUUGAUUGACCAGUGCUUACAGUUUACCAUCGUUGGUAAAAACUAAGCCGUGUCUCUUGACUCUUUUCAAGCCAAAUGUGGGUGAGACAUUCAAGCGUAACCGUCUUGGAGGGCCCUAAGGUAUGCUAUGUGUAACAGGCCUCUCCAAUGCCAUAAAAUCAUGCAAAGCCUAAAUUGGUAUGAGCCAGACGGGGGACGACUUCAAAGACAUUUUUCUGUCAUGCAUUCAAUUGUUAUUUGAAUUGUGCACAAAAAAACUCCUCAAUAGAGUGGAUGUCACCUCUGUUCCUUUACCGGAUGGCUCUAUGUGCCACGCUUUUGCUCUCCUGGCUUAAUAUAAUGUCAGCCAGUCAGGAGAAUUCCAUUUUUCUGAAGGAACCAAACUAGUUCUAUUAAUUUUUUUUGAUUUGUUAUUUUUUUAUUUGUUUACAUAAUCAGGGUGCUUCAUAAUGUGUUUUCUUUAUAAGGAACUGCUAGGCAUUGUUUUAAGCAAAUUCAGAGACGAACAAUCCUUGAUGCAUGAAUGGACAUGUGGACAUAAUGGUAGUUGCCAGAGCUUGAUUGAAAAUAAAAUGUUUCAGGUC
This is a messenger RNA of Sphaerodactylus townsendi, 1738 nucleotides long. RefSeq names its product nuclear receptor binding factor 2 (gene NRBF2). Gene Ontology annotation, biological process: autophagy. The record is from RefSeq and is a predicted model, not a curated record. Lineage: Eukaryota; Metazoa; Chordata; Lepidosauria; Squamata; Sphaerodactylidae. The transcript has 4 exons. Bases 125 to 1018 code for a protein of 297 amino acids.